This is a messenger RNA of Aspergillus puulaauensis, 1251 nucleotides long. RefSeq names its product ubiquitin C-terminal hydrolase 37. The record is from RefSeq and is a predicted model, not a curated record. Lineage: Eukaryota; Fungi; Ascomycota; Eurotiomycetes; Eurotiales; Aspergillaceae. Gene Ontology annotation, biological process: protein deubiquitination; ubiquitin-dependent protein catabolic process. Bases 1 to 1251 code for a protein of 416 amino acids. The transcript is spliced from 6 exons. Gene Ontology annotation, cellular component: cytoplasm. Gene Ontology annotation, molecular function: cysteine-type deubiquitinase activity.
AUGGCACAAACUAUGAGUGAGCGUAUGAAACGAAGGAGGCUGAAUGAUACAGCAGACAGUAUAUGUGGAAGAAAUGUCUCCUAUGAUUCAGUCUCAGAAGAAGAAAAGAAGUCCUGGAAUGGCUUCUGCGAGCUGGAAUCUGAGCCAGCUCUUUUCAAUGUAAUGCUCCGCAACUUUGGUGUCAGGGGCGUCAAAGUUCAGGAAGUUGUCUCAUUAGAUGAUGAACUUCUCGCCUGUCUGAAUAAACCUGUUUACGGCUUUAUAUUCCUGUUCCGCUGGCGAGAGGAUGAUCCGGAUAAGCAGGAGGCUAGUUGCCCUGAAGGGCUUUGGUUUGCAAAUCAGACCGCGAACAAUGCAUGUGCAAGCGUUGCUCUCUUGAACAUUGUCAACAACAUCGAGGGUAUUGAUCUUGGGGAGAAUCUCCGAAGCUUCAAGAACUUUACGAUGCCGUUUACACCCGCUUUAAGGGGAGAUGCAAUCAACAAUUUCGAAUUUGUGAAAGAGGUACACAACUCUUUUGCUAGGAGGAUGGAUAUACUGAAUUCUGAUUUACAACUCAAAUACGAAGCCGAAUCUAGGCGUAAUAGGUCGACUAAGCGCGGCCGUGAAGAGCAUGAGCCUGAUGCAGGGUUUCAUUUCAUUGCCUUUGUUCCUGCCUUAGGAAAGGUGUGGAAGUUUGAUGGUUUGGAACGCCAACCUCAGGUUCUCGGAAUAUUCGACCCAGACAGCGACUGGUUAGACUUAGUAAAGCCGAAUAUACGCGCCAGGAUGGAAGGGUAUGAAGAAGAUCAGAUCGAAUUCUCAAUUCUAAGCCUUGUUCGUGAUCCCCUUCCUGGCCUUGUCAAUGAAUUGGCUGUGAAUAUCAAACAGCUACAAAAGAUUGAAAGGGCUAUAACUUCACGCGAGCGGGAAAACACCGGCGUCGGACCGGGGGUCAUGGCUGAAAAUACGCUUUUGGAGCCCGACGUGUCCUACGAAGUGACUGAAAAAUCUAUUAAUGAAGCAGCCAUGCCUGCGGGGAAAGAGUGUUCAGAAUAUUCAACAGACGAACUAGAGCAACACUGCAGAGAUCUGAGCAGAUUGCAGCUGGAGCUUCGGGCGACCAUACGAGAGGAACAGCAAUUGCAGCGGGCAGAUGAUGAUUAUUCUGCGGGGAGGAGAUAUGAUUAUGGGCCAGCAAUAAGGACAUGGCUACGCUUCUUGGCGCGCAAGCGAUUCAUCGAAGACCUGAUUCCAAGGUUGAAGGAGUAG